Molecule: messenger RNA, 854 nt
Organism: Bemisia tabaci
Lineage: Eukaryota; Metazoa; Arthropoda; Insecta; Hemiptera; Aleyrodidae
Source: RefSeq, a predicted model, not a curated record
AGUAUGGUGCUGCCGUGUUGAUUUUUAUAGCCUUUAAAGAUUUUCAAUCACUGUUUGACUCGGCAGCAUGUGGAAUGAACCAGUUGCAGCUAAUAAAAAAAGCGAGAGUCUAUGUUUUUUUACGGGAUAUUCUUGAAAUCUUGCUUUUUUUCACUCCCACUCUUUGAUGUGAAUAUGUUUUAUAUGUUCUAAAAUUUGCUAGUUGUUCUUUACCUAUCAUCAUGAUGUGCCCGUCUUGUUUCUGCAAACUUUUGCUGUCGGUUUUAUUAUUUAUGAGAGGAGUUGCAAGCGCAGAUGAAACACGUCAAAAAAUUGAUCCACCGGCCAAGACGGCAUGCAACAGUUCAAUCAUUUUCUCCGAUGAUUUUGCGAAUAUUAAUCUAACCGUGUGGCAGUAUAACACCAGCAUAGGAUUCAACACAAUGAUACUCAAGGCCGGAGACAAGCCUCCGCGAGAAAAUAUUUUUGUCAAAGAUGGGGCCCUGCACAUUCAACCAGUGAUUUUAUCGGAGGAGUUCCGAAGGGAUAAAAUCCUGGACCCGAAACGAUGCAAGGAGAGUCCAAUCGAUGACGAGUGCAGGAGAGGAACGAAAUAUUUCUACGUACCCUCAGAUCAGAGUGGUCAUGCCACAACAAGGCAAAAGUUCAGCCUCCAAUACGGAUUGAUUGAGGCUCAAGUCAAAUUUCCAGCCGCUGACUGGAUCGCACCAGAAAUACGAUUAGUCCCUUCUGAUCAUACUCAUGUAUCGGCAUUAACUGGCCUGGUCCGGAUGGUCUUGAAAAAAUACCGUGACGUAAAAUCUGAGGACGGCCAUGACGUAUAAGAAGACGGAUUUUAGAGGGUUCGGUGCUGG